Molecule: messenger RNA, 600 nt
Organism: Saccostrea echinata
Lineage: Eukaryota; Metazoa; Mollusca; Bivalvia; Ostreida; Ostreidae
Product: putative nuclease HARBI1
Exons: 4
Coding region: 103-600 (165 amino acids)
Source: RefSeq, a predicted model, not a curated record
ACACUAGGCUGCGUUGAUGGAACGUUUAUUAAAAUCGUGGCUCCAACUGAAAAUGAACCGGAUUUCGUAAAUAGAAAGGGGUUUCAUUCUUUGAAUGUACAGAUGGUUUGUGAUGCCAACUUCAAAUUCACGAGUGUGUGUGCCAGCUGGCCCGGUAGUGUCCAUGAUAGCAGGAUUUGGCCGGAAUCAUCUCUUUGUCGACAAUUUGAAAGAGGUGAACACAACGGCAUUUUGUUGGGCGAUUCUGGAUACCCAUUAGGCGUUUUUUUAAUGACGCCAUACCUCAACCCACAGACAAACGCUCACCAACGAUUUAAUGCAUCUCUGUGUCGAACCAGAGUUCUCAUUGAGCAAAGUUUUGGCAUUCUGAAACGGAGGUUUUCCUGUCUCCAAGGAACUCUGAGAACGACUCCGGAACAGGCAGUAGCAUACGUCGUCGCUUGCGUCAUUCCUCAUAAUCUUGGGAUUCAAACUGGUGAUGUGUUGGACAGAUUGGACCAUCCAGUGGACGCAUUUGACCUGACCGCACACCAAGUUGUGUGCAAUUCUCUUGAGGGAAGUCACUUGCGAGAUUAUAUCGCACAGACGUAUUUCGGGUAG